CCUAACAAAAAACGCCAUGGAAGAGAUCACUUCUUUGAUCUUCCAUGGAAGCAAGUUGGCUAGAGAACUUGAAUCAAAUAUUAACUUCUCAUUGAACUUUGCCAACCAACCCUACCUUCUCACAAAGUCAUGCGAUGAGAUCAUAACGAUCUUCAGUUUCGCCAGGGACUACUUGAAUUCUCAAGGUUCGGGUUCAGGUUCAGGUUUAGGUUCAGCAUGGAAUGGACAAGUGCACGAGGCGCAGGUCUCGGAGAUCGAUGAAUUGGGUAGAAGAGAUAUGGGAGGUUUUAUGAUCCCGCGAGGUGGUGGAGGGACGGUUCAGAGGCUGGAUAUGUCAGAUUCUGGCAGUGGUUCAUCGUCGCAAAGGCUGCGAAGAAGGAAGAAUGACAUGGAGAGACGAACGGUGAGGCGACCUGCGCCACGGAUGGGGAACACUGAAAUACCACCAGAUGAUGGCUUCGCUUGGAGAAAAUACGGCCAAAAGGAGAUUUUGGGCUUUAAAUUUCCAAGGGGUUACUACAGAUGCACCCACCAAAAAUUAUACCAUUGCCCGGCCAAGAAGCAAGUCCAGCGACUCGACAAUGACCCCUUCAUCUUCGAAAUUACAUACCGUGGUGACCACACAUGCCACAUGUCCUCCACCGCACCCUCCUUUCUACCUCCACCACCACCACCACCACCACUGCCGCCACCACCCACUUCAGCCCCUGUAAGCAGGUGGCUCUCAAUGGAUAUCAACCUAUCCGGCAAAGCCACGAGCACCUUCGCCACCGACCCACAUGUGCAAAUGUAUAGGGACUUCGGUCUGAGUGGUGCAGGGAUGAGCAGUGGUGACGGUGCAGCACUGUCCACCACCACAACCAGAUAUGGGCGUAACGUUGAAUAUCAACUUCCGGUGGCAGAUUUGGCUGAUGCCAUGUUUUACUCUGGUAGUAGCAGCACCAAUAGUAUGGACCUCAUAUUUUCAUCCAGGGAUGAUUAAUGGGAGCUACUGUAUGAAAGACACCACCAAAAAAGGCUUUGCUUGGCUUCAUUUUUUCGUUUUCUAGUUUUUUUU
Molecule: messenger RNA, 1057 nt
Organism: Camellia sinensis
Lineage: Eukaryota; Viridiplantae; Streptophyta; Magnoliopsida; Ericales; Theaceae
Product: WRKY transcription factor 55
Biological process (GO): regulation of DNA-templated transcription
Molecular function (GO): sequence-specific DNA binding; DNA-binding transcription factor activity
Source: RefSeq, a predicted model, not a curated record